ACAACUCUGUGCUUCAUCACUGUCUACCGAUUGCCAUCCAUCAACCCCUCCCCCUUCUAAUGUUGCAUCAUCUACCCUUUCGAAUAUUGCAAACUGUUUGAUUCACUGUCAAAGUAGAUUGGGUAUUAUCAGUGACAAGGCAGGGGAUGAUUCAAGUUCUAGCCUCGAUCUCAAAGAUACAGGCCAUAUAAACCAUCAACCAACAACCCUAUUGCCCAACUAGCGCUGGUAUUUUUAAGAGUCUCAAGCACGCACGUUGCUUCAAUGGAGGGCACGCAAAUACUAUCGGAGGCUUCUCUAAAGAGCCAAGCAAUUAUCUGGGACGGCCUCUUUGGGUUUGUGGACUCCAUGGCGCUCAAAUCUGCCGUGGAGCUCCGCAUAGCCGACAUCAUCCACUCUCAUGACUGCCCAAUCACCUUGUCCCAACUGGCAGCCUCCUUGGAAUCUCCCGCCUCCCCCGACAUACCCUACCUCUUCCGCAUCAUGAGGUCACUCGUCCGAAAGAAAAUCUUCAGCGUUCACCGGCCAUCCGACGGCGGUGAGGCCCUUUAUGGGUUGACAGAGGCAUCCAUGUGGCUCCUCCAUGAUUCCCGGUUCAGCUUGGCUCCCAUGGUUAUAAUGGAAAAUCAUCCGUGGCAGCUCGCCCCGUGGCAUUUUUUGAGCGCCUGUGCGAGGGAAGGAGGGAUCGCCUUCGAGAAGGCUCACGGCUGCGAGAUAUGGGACUUCGCCUCCAAAAACGGAGCAUUCAAUAAGAUAUUCAACGAUGGUCUGGCAUGCGCGGUUAAGUUCAUCAUGGAAGCGUUGUUGCGGGAGUACAAAGACGGGUUCACCAACAUAGAAACUUUGGUGGACGUCGGCGGCGGGACUGGCGGCGCCGUGGCCGAGAUAGUGAAAGCACAUCCCCACAUCAAAGGAAUCAACUUUGAUCUGCCACACGUCAUCGCCACGGCAGAUCAGCGCCCAGGAGUCACCCAUGUUGGCGGCGACAUGUUUCAGUCCGUUCCUGCUGCUGAUGCUAUUCUCCUAAAGUGGGUUCUGCAUGACUGGAGCGACGAGCACUGCAUAAAGAUUCUGGAGAAGAGCAAAGAAGCAGUGAAGGAGAAGAAGGGGAAGAUCAUAAUAGUGGAGAUAGUGCUGGAGGAGGAAAAUGAAAGUGGAGUGUUGGAGAAUACGAGGAUGGCAUUCGAUCUGCUGAUGAUGGCGCAUACGACAGGAGGAAAGGAGAGAAGCGAAGCAGAGUGGGGCAAGUUGCUGAAAGAAGCCGGUUUUGUUCGUUAUAAUAUCAUCAAAAUCCCAGCCAUACCAUCCAUUAUUGAGGCUUUCCCUUUUUGAAUUUGUGGUGGGUGGGGGGAGAAUUUUCUUAUUUGUGGGCGGAUGGGUUUAUUACUUUGCAUCAUGUGUGGCGGGUUACUGAUAAUAAAUUAGUUCAGUGGUGGUGGUUGAUUUAUUGUUUGCUCUUUAACGCUGCCUGUUAUGACGUAAUAAAACUUUAAAUUUUGUUUGCUUUUA
Prosopis cineraria is the source of this 1509-nucleotide messenger RNA. Its product is annotated as (R,S)-reticuline 7-O-methyltransferase-like. Gene Ontology annotation, molecular function: O-methyltransferase activity; S-adenosylmethionine-dependent methyltransferase activity; protein dimerization activity. The coding region runs from base 265 to 1332 and encodes 355 amino acids. Lineage: Eukaryota; Viridiplantae; Streptophyta; Magnoliopsida; Fabales; Fabaceae. Gene Ontology annotation, biological process: methylation. The record is from RefSeq and is a predicted model, not a curated record. The transcript is spliced from 3 exons.